This is a messenger RNA of Hibiscus syriacus, 1648 nucleotides long. Its product is annotated as F-box/kelch-repeat protein At3g23880-like. Lineage: Eukaryota; Viridiplantae; Streptophyta; Magnoliopsida; Malvales; Malvaceae. The record is from RefSeq and is a predicted model, not a curated record. The transcript is spliced from 2 exons. Gene Ontology annotation, molecular function: protein binding. Bases 142 to 1410 code for a protein of 422 amino acids.
UAGGACUUGGGAGAGACGUGAAGCAACGAUAUUAUCCAUGGAAGAAACGAGAAAAACAGAGCUACCAUUUCCUCCCGAUCCAAACAAUCCGCAACAAAGAAAACACAAAAUCAGCCAGUGAAGAAAUCUGAUCCCGAAAAGAUGUCUGGACAAGCAGCGUUUCCAGGCCAUAUCACUGAAGAAAUCUUACUCGAGAUCUUCAACAGACUUCCAGCCAAAUCCCUGGGGAAAUGCAUGUGCGUUUCCAAAGCCUGGAAUUUUCUCAUCAAGAACCCAUUUUUCAUUUCCAGCCAUGCCCGCCAUCACUCAAAGCUUCGUUGCAGGAAUAACAACAAAAAUCUCUUCUUUGUCAUGACUGCCCGCCAUCAAGUGGAAUACUCGUUGCACUUCGAUGACCAAGAUUUCAGUAAGUACACCCAGUUAGAAUACAUGCCAUUUGAUAACCAUCACUUUGUUGUUGGUUCUUGCAAUGGGUUGCUCUGUUUGAUAGACUUUCAGUUUGGUUUCGAUAUCGUCUUCACCCUCUGCAACCCAAUUAUUAAAAAGUCCAUUACGCUCCCAAAACCAUGUUUGCGUCACUUGCCAUAUAAAAUUUCCGUUGGGUUUGGAUUUGAUUCUGUGAAAAAUGACUAUAAACUUCUGAAAAUCACCAAGGAAAAUGUAUUGGACAAAUUUGUUGAGGUUGAGCUUUACUCGUUCAACAGGAAUUCUUGGCGAACUUUAGCUCCGCUAAGAUAUGGUCUUUAUUCUGAUGAUUUCAUGGUUUUUGUGAAUGGAAUUGUUCAUUGGAUUGCUUAUGAAAGAGUGGAAGAUCAAGGGGUUUAUAGGUGUAAGUUUUUAAUUAUGGGGUUUGAUAUGAAGGAUGAUGUUUUCAAAGAGAUUAUGUUGCCUGGGAAUUUGAGGAAUUUGCCCAACCAGUCAGAGAUAUACGUAAUUCCAUAUGAAGAAUUAUCAUCAAUUGCUGUUAUUGAGUUGGGGUGUUUACAUACUCAGUGUAAUAUAUGGGUGAUGAAGAAAUAUGGUGUUGUAGAAACUUGGACUAAGAUGUUCAGUAUUGGGAAUCCAGGCCCUGAGCCAAUGCCAAGGGUUCUGGGGUUUGUGAAAAAUGGGGAUUUGAUAUUGGGAGCUUAUAAUAAUCUGCAACUGGUUUCCCUUGAUCCUGAGAGAAGUGAGCUUGGUUAUUUUGGAAUUCAAGGAACACGCUCUUAUGUUUCUACUUUCAUGGAGUGCCUAGUGUUGCUUGAUCAAGUAAAUGGAGAUGAUAUGACUGAGAAUGAUGUAAAGUCUGCGAGUAACGCUAAGCAUUCGAUUGAAAGUGCAGCUGAUGGUUUUACCAAACUUGCUACCAAUGGUGAAACAACCAAUGAUUCGAGUGAUGUCGAAGGAUGGAGAAGCAAUGAACUCUUUUGAGUAUGGGAGAAGGAUUACGGCUUAGAACAAUGCUGUCUUGUUCAUUAUCUUGUACAUGUGACCCUGAAAAUGAAGAAUCAAGCCUGUGUGUAUUGAGGUGCUGAAGCAUAAAGAAGACGUUGAUUAUUGUACAUGGAUAUCUUUAUUCAAUUAUGUUGAGUACUAAAAUGAUGAGACAUAUCUUGAUGUUUGUUAUAUGCUUGAAACUACAAAUGGGAUGAUCAUUAUUGUUUCCUCA